AUGGCAAGAACAAGCUAUUUCAUCCUUUGUGGUAUGAACAUCGUAACACUCUUCAUUUCAAUGACCAUUGUAGCUCAUGUUUCCAAUGCCUGGAAAUUACCUAUGCAAAUCUAUGGCACUGGAGCUUAUGCAAGCUUUCUUCAAAUUCCAGUCCUCAUACUAGGAGCUGCCCUUUUGAUCCUUUCAGUUGUGGGAUUGAUUGCUUUCUUUUGUCAACUAAUCUUUCUUCAAAGAGUGUAUUUGUGGAUUAUGCUUUUCAUCAUGAUCACUCUCUUAAUCUUCAUUAUAUUUUCCUUGCUUGUAACCAAUAAAGGUCCCCAAGAGAUUGCUUCUGCAGGUAGACAGUUUAGGCUUGAUGAAUUCUCUUCCUGGAUGCAAACUCAUCUUGUGGGUCAAAAUCAUUGGUCUGGAAUCAAGAAUUGUUUGCUUGAUUCUGGAGUUUGCGACAGCUUUCAAAAGAAGUUGGAUGCCUUACCUGCUGCUGUCUUAUGGGAGGUCGUGAACCCUGUAGAGUUAGGUUGCUGCAAGCCCCCAUAUGGCUGUGGUUACAAAUUCAAGAAUUUGAGCUAUUGGGAAGUCCCAAAUUCAGGAUUUCAGACAAAAGACAAGGAUUGCUAUUCAUGGGGGAAUGAUAAGGAAACAUUAUGCUAUAAUUGCACUUCUUGCAAGGCUGGAUACCUUGACGAUAUGAGAGAAAAUUGGAUGGCCUUAAAUAUGUUCAACAUAUUUGUUGUCAUUUACCUCCUUGUCCUAUUUCCACUUGGACGUUUCUCCUUACAAAACCACCCAGAAACCACUUAUAAUAGUUAUAGGUCUGCGUGUUAA
This is a messenger RNA of Hevea brasiliensis (rubber tree), 825 nucleotides long. RefSeq names its product tetraspanin-8-like. Gene Ontology annotation, biological process: auxin-activated signaling pathway. Gene Ontology annotation, cellular component: plasmodesma; plasma membrane. NCBI's taxonomy places the organism in Eukaryota, Viridiplantae, Streptophyta, Magnoliopsida, Malpighiales, Euphorbiaceae. Bases 1 to 825 code for a protein of 274 amino acids. The transcript has 2 exons. The record is from RefSeq and is a predicted model, not a curated record.